This is a messenger RNA of Cantharellus anzutake, 699 nucleotides long. RefSeq lists its product as uncharacterized. The record is from RefSeq and is a predicted model, not a curated record. The annotation marks the transcript as partial. The transcript is spliced from 5 exons. Lineage: Eukaryota; Fungi; Basidiomycota; Agaricomycetes; Cantharellales; Hydnaceae.
CUCCAGUGUGGUGAUGGGAAGAUGCAUCAUAUUCAUUUUUACCUGAAGGAUGCUGCUGCUGAUGGGGAGGAGCAAACCAUGUUGACAGGCACAUUGGGGUCAAAUGCAAAUUAUCCUUGUCCCCACUGCAAGGUUCACACAAGUAAAUUAUCCUCCCUGACAGUCAAAUGGCCUGCCCAGACAUCAGAAGACAGUCACUCACCAUUCCAAUCUGCAAUGUCUGCCUCCACAAAGAAAAGGGUGACUGAAAUCCUCUCAAGUGCUGGCUUGGCUGGGGUUCCAAAUGCUUUCUGGGCUCUAGGGAGUGAUCCUCAUGCAAUGGUUUCAUAUGAUAAACUUCACUUCAAUGAUUUAGGCCUCUGGGGUGACCACAUUUGGCCAUUAUGCCAGGGAAUCAUUGAAGGAUAUCCAAAGUUUAUUAGAGCAAAAUUUGAGCAAGGUACUGAAAGGUUCCGGACGAUAUCUAAAACGGGGAACCGAGUGGGGACAAUUAAAAAGGUGUACACUAAGCCACUGUCACCCAAUGGGCAGAAAUCUUGGUCCUUCCCCAAAGCCCAUGCUGUAUCCCAUGAAUUUGAUGAUGUUUUCCAGAAAGGUGCCCUCAUCCAUGUCAGUACCAAACCAGGUGAAAAACAUCAUGGGGAAUACCAGCAGGUAUAUCUGUCAAGUAACAAAAAAAAUGUCAACCAGCAUGUAUGU